AGAAAGUAAAGAAAUUAAAAGAAGGCUGUAUAAAAUAAUAAAUAAAAAGUUAGAGGAUUUUAUGUUUUGUAUGUGACUAUCCUGUAAGAUGACAUACAUAUGUUUGUACAUAUAUAUACAUAUAUAGGUACUUACUCACAUCCAUAUAUAUUUGCGUCAUAAGAAAAGUGGAAUCUACGAUCAAACAUCAAACGCCAGUAGUUUGCAGUAGUUGUAAAAGAUGAAACUUGAUCAAGAGAAAGCUUUAAAACACAUUCAGCAAGUAGAAGAAAAAGCAGGGGAGAUUCUUACAGAUAGGCAGGAAAUAAUUGCUUUGGACAAAAGAAGAAAUGAUGAUAGAGUUGGUAUGAGAGCACUACAGAAGGCAGGCAGUAACAAAACUUGGAUAACUGUUGGACCAUUGUUGCUUAAAAUGUCAUCCAAAACUGCAGAAGAAUUACUUGUAAAAGAUCAAAAGGAAUGUGACAUUGAAAUUAAUAAAAUAAGAAGUAAUUUAAAAAUUAAAGUGAAUGAAUUGCGGGAUUUAGAACUUAAUCCACCUGUUCCAGGCUUGAUGUUACAACCCAUGUCUCAUAAAGAGAUGUCAGCAAUAAAGCAAGUCUUAGGUUCUUAAAUGUAUACAAGUACUUUAUUGUUAAAAAAUGCUGCUUCUAAGUCAAUUUAUAUAAAUAUUAAUUAAGUAUUGUAUGAAAUUUGUACAAAUUUAUUAUAAGAAUGUAAAAGCACUAAUGAAACAUAAUAGUAUAAUAAGUGUUUGUACAAUUGUAAUGUUAUGUAUGCUUUAAAAAGAGAUUCCUUUAAAAAUC
Molecule: messenger RNA, 806 nt
Organism: Osmia bicornis bicornis
Lineage: Eukaryota; Metazoa; Arthropoda; Insecta; Hymenoptera; Megachilidae
Gene: Pdrg1
Product: p53 and DNA damage-regulated protein 1
Exons: 3
Coding region: 221-613 (130 amino acids)
Source: RefSeq, a predicted model, not a curated record